Paramecium octaurelia is the source of this 1402-nucleotide messenger RNA. The record is from the annotation of a GenBank genome assembly. Lineage: Eukaryota; Ciliophora; Oligohymenophorea; Peniculida; Parameciidae.
AAAUGUCUCUUAUUAAGUGCUUUGCAUUAUAUGACUGCUCAAAAGAAUAGUUCUAUUUAAUUUCAGGUGAUAAGGCUUUCCUUGCUACCUAAAUAAGCACUAUAAAACUAGAAUUGCAGUCCAAGCUUAUUGAAAUCAAAUCUUAACUCCUUCAAUCAUUUUAAUUUAAAUCAACAUUAGGAUGCUAUCAAUGUCAACGUGAUGCUACUUAAAGUAAUAUUACUAUUUUAUGCUGAAGGAUAUUAUUUUAUUUUACUUUCUAAUCCUGAAUUACAAGAAAAGUGCUAAACAAAAACUUUGGAUUAGAUCUCUAAGUAUAUUCAAGAAGUCCCCAAAUAUAAUUAAGUACAUCAGGUUAAAAACUAAAUUAGUUGUCAUCUGAAGAGCUUUAAAAUUAAAAACAGAAGGCAAUUGAAAAUUUGAUUGAAGACUGUGAGAAUCAAUUAAGGAGGGACACCAAGGCCAAUCAUGAUUCUGUCAUUGAUUACGAAUAAGAGGGACUUCUUAUUUCAAAUUCAGGUAAUGUGUUUAAUUCAAACCAAAAUAUAUUUCAAAGUCAAGCAGUAAAAUAAUGUUUUAUUCAAGAACCUCAGACAUGGAUUCAAUACAGAUAAAGAUUUCAGCAUUGAAACCUUGACCAAGGUUUUCAGAUGCUUUAUGAUGUAUGAUUAUAAUAGACAAUUCUUUUUCAUGUUCAUUAGAAGAGGGUUUCCUAUUGAUAAGACAUGGUCCAAUGAAAGAAACAAAUUAGAAAAAGAAAUAAUGAAGAAACUCUUAGAUCCAGAUGAUCCUAAAGCAAAACCUUAGGAACCACCUUUGACUUUCAAAUAUAAAGGGGAUUUCGGAGUUUAUUAAGCUAGAUAUGAUAAAUCAGCAAGUAUGUUAUUUUGGAAUUGAUUUUAGAAUGUUAUUUUAUACUACUAUCAAGAUUUGGUGUAAAAGAAGAUUUCUAGAAAUCCCUAGUAAAUAAAAUUUAUGAUGAGAUCCAAAAAAUUAAAAACUAUAUUACAGUACUAAAAAAAUCUCUAAAAUUUAGCUUAAAUAUGAUUCAUUGGAACACAAAGUGAAGAGAAAUGUUGAAUAGUUGAUUAAUAAUUAUGAGGACGAAAUCAUACAAUAUAUGGAUUAGAAUUUAGUUGAUUAAAAGUUGUUUGAAAAGAAAUAUCAAAUAUUAUAAUAGAAUCCAGUUUAAAUUUAUUAAGAAGAAAAAAGAUCUCCUUUGGUGGAACAACAAAAUAAUGAAAUGAAGGAUGCCUUAAUUAUAUAAUAAUAGUACAUACUAGAUGAAGAUGAUAUAAUACCUUAGAUGACUGAAUUAAAUGAAAAAAACGAUAAACAACAGUUAUAUUACUCACACAAUAACUUAACCAAUAAUAAGCUAAAAAAAAUGAGGUCAUCAUGA